Messenger RNA from Myodes glareolus (Bank vole), 7120 nucleotides. RefSeq names its product sodium leak channel, non-selective (gene Nalcn). NCBI's taxonomy places the organism in Eukaryota, Metazoa, Chordata, Mammalia, Rodentia, Cricetidae. The record is from RefSeq and is a predicted model, not a curated record. Gene Ontology annotation, biological process: positive regulation of synaptic transmission, GABAergic; monoatomic ion transport; transmembrane transport. Gene Ontology annotation, molecular function: monoatomic cation channel activity. Gene Ontology annotation, cellular component: plasma membrane.
GGCUCUCAGCAGAGAGAGGGAAGCCACCUGCAAGUACGGACCCUGGCACUGGCAACCAGCUGCGGCGCCGCCUUGAGCAUCCUCUGUUGCUCGCGCAGCAAAGCCAACUGCAAAAGGCAAGCUAAUAAACGCAAGGCCAGGACCCCCGCAGCUCUCCCCGAGCCCCUCGCCCUAUCCGCGGACGCUAGUGCAGGGCUAGCAAGGAGCUGACUGAGCCGCCGUAGGUGAGGGGCAGCGUACCCGCCGGCCCAGAUCUGCGCGACCCACAAGGAUGCCACCCGCCGCCGCCGCCACUGCCGCUGCAGCCCCAUCCCCAGCACCGUGACCGCUCCGCGCGCCGCGGUUACAGACUUUGGUCUUGUACUUGUCUCCCAAAACUAACUUCAGCAUGCUCAAAAGGAAGCAAAGCUCCAGGGUGGAAGCCCAGCCAGUUACUGACUUUGGUCCUGAUGAAUCUCUGUCAGACAAUGCUGACAUACUCUGGAUUAAUAAGCCAUGGGUGCACUCGUUGCUCCGCAUCUGUGCUAUCAUCAGUGUCAUCUCUGUGUGCAUGAACACACCCAUGACCUUCGAGCACUAUCCUCCUCUUCAGUAUGUGACCUUCACCUUGGACACUUUACUGAUGUUUCUCUAUACUGCAGAGAUGAUAGCGAAAAUGCACAUCCGGGGUAUUGUCAAGGGUGAUAGCUCCUAUGUGAAGGAUCGCUGGUGUGUUUUCGAUGGAUUCAUGGUUUUUUGCCUCUGGGUUUCCCUUGUGCUACAGGUAUUUGAAAUUGCUGAUAUAGUUGAUCAGAUGUCACCAUGGGGCAUGCUGCGAAUCCCACGACCACUUAUUAUGAUCCGGGCUUUCAGGAUUUAUUUCCGAUUUGAACUGCCGAGGACAAGAAUUACAAAUAUUUUAAAGCGGUCAGGAGAACAAAUUUGGAGUGUUUCGAUUUUCCUCCUUUUCUUCCUACUUCUGUAUGGAAUUUUAGGAGUUCAAAUGUUUGGAACAUUUACCUACCACUGUGUUGUGAAUGAUACAAAACCGGGGAAUGUGACCUGGAAUAGCUUAGCUAUUCCAGAUACACACUGCUCCCCAGAGCUGGAAGAAGGCUAUCAGUGCCCCCCAGGAUUUAAAUGCAUGGACCUAGAAGACCUGGGACUUAGCAGGCAAGAGCUGGGCUACAGUGGCUUUAAUGAGAUAGGCACGAGUAUAUUCACAGUCUAUGAGGCUUCGUCUCAGGAAGGCUGGGUGUUCCUCAUGUACAGAGCAAUCGACAGUUUCCCUCGCUGGCGUUCCUACUUCUAUUUCAUCACUCUGAUUUUCUUCCUUGCCUGGCUUGUUAAGAAUGUGUUUAUUGCCGUCAUCAUUGAGACCUUUGCCGAAAUCAGAGUACAAUUUCAGCAAAUGUGGGGAACUCGGAGCAGCACAACUUCCACUGCAACCACACAGAUGUUCCAUGAAGAUGCUUCUGGUGGCUGGCAGCUGGUAGCCGUGGAUGUCAACAAGCCCCAGGGACGAGCCCCAGCCUGCCUACAGAAAAUGAUGCGGUCAUCCGUUUUCCACAUGUUUAUUCUGAGCAUGGUGACUGUGGAUGUGAUAGUCGCAGCCAGCAACUACUACAAGGGAGAAAACUUCAGAAGACAGUAUGAUGAAUUCUACCUUGCAGAGGUGGCUUUUACAGUCCUUUUUGAUCUGGAAGCACUUCUAAAGAUAUGGUGCCUGGGAUUUACUGGCUACAUCAGCUCAUCUCUCCACAAGUUUGAACUCCUGCUUGUUAUUGGGACCACCCUCCAUGUGUAUCCAGAUCUUUAUCACUCUCAGUUCACAUACUUCCAGGUUCUUCGGGUAGUCCGGCUUAUUAAAAUUUCACCUGCAUUGGAAGACUUUGUGUAUAAGAUAUUUGGUCCUGGGAAGAAGCUUGGAAGCUUGGUGGUGUUCACUGCCAGUCUGUUGAUUGUCAUGUCAGCCAUCAGCCUGCAGAUGUUCUGCUUCGUUGAAGAACUGGACAGAUUCACCACGUUUCCAAGGGCAUUUAUGUCCAUGUUCCAGAUCCUGACCCAGGAAGGAUGGGUGGACGUGAUGGAUCAGACUCUGAAUGCCGUAGGACAUAUGUGGGCACCAGUGGUCGCCAUCUAUUUCAUACUCUACCAUCUGUUUGCAACUCUGAUCCUCCUGAGUUUGUUUGUUGCUGUUAUUUUGGACAACUUAGAACUUGAUGAAGAUCUAAAGAAGCUCAAACAAUUAAAGCAAAGCGAAGCAAAUGCGGACACGAAAGAAAAACUCCCUUUGCGCUUGAGAAUCUUUGAAAAAUUCCCAAACAGACCUCAAAUGGUGAAAAUCUCAAAACUUCCUUCAGAUUUUACAGUUCCUAAGAUCAGGGAAAGCUUCAUGAAGCAGUUCAUUGACCGCCAGCAACAGGACACCUGCUGUCUUUUCAGAAUCCUCCCUUCCACCUCUUCCUCAUCAUGUGAUAACCCCAAGCGGCCCACAGUCGAAGACAACAAGUACAUUGAUCAAAAACUCCGCAAGUCAGUUUUCAGCAUCAGGGCAAGGAACCUUCUGGAAAAGGAGACUGCGGUCACAAAAAUCUUAAGAGCUUGCACUCGACAGCGCAUGCUGAGCGGAUCAUUCGAGGGGCAGCCAGCAAAGGAGAGGUCAAUCCUGAGUGUGCAGCAUCACAUCCGCCAGGAACGCAGGUCACUAAGACAUGGAUCCAACAGCCAGAGGAUCAGCAGGGGCAAAUCUCUUGAAACUUUAACUCAAGACCACUCAAAUACAGUGCGAUACAGAAAUGCGCAAAGAGAAGACAGCGAGAUAAAGAUGAUUCAGGAGAAGAAGGAGCAAGCAGAGAUGAAAAGGAAAGUGCAAGAGGAGGAGCUUCGAGAGAACCACCCAUACUUCGACAAACCGCUCUUCAUCGUGGGUCGGGAGCACAGAUUCAGAAACUUCUGCCGCGUGGUGGUCCGAGCACGCUUCAAUGCAUCAAAAACAGACCCUGUCACGGGAGCUGUGAAAAACACAAAGUACCACCAGCUUUAUGAUUUGCUGGGACUGGUCACUUACCUGGACUGGGUCAUGAUCACCGUGACCAUCUGCUCCUGUAUUUCCAUGAUGUUUGAAUCUCCCUUCCGGAGAGUCAUGCACGCACCCACUUUACAGAUUGCUGAGUAUGUGUUUGUGAUAUUCAUGAGCAUUGAGCUUAAUCUGAAGAUUAUGGCAGAUGGCUUGUUUUUCACUCCUACCGCUGUCAUCAGGGACUUUGGUGGUGUCAUGGACAUAUUUAUCUAUCUUGUGAGCCUGAUAUUUCUUUGUUGGAUGCCCCAAAAUGUGCCUGCUGAGUCAGGAGCCCAGCUCCUGAUGGUGCUUCGGUGCCUAAGACCUCUGCGGAUAUUCAAACUGGUGCCCCAAAUGAGAAAAGUUGUUCGAGAACUUUUCAGUGGCUUCAAGGAAAUUUUUCUGGUCUCAAUUCUGUUGUUGACACUGAUGCUUGUUUUUGCAAGCUUUGGGGUCCAGCUCUUUGCUGGAAAGCUAGCCAAGUGCAACGAUCCCAACAUUAUCAGGAGGGAAGACUGCAAUGGCAUCUUCAGAAUAAAUGUAAGUGUAUCCAAGAAUUUAAACUUGAAAUUAAGACCCGGAGAGAAAAAGCCUGGAUUUUGGGUGCCACGUGUUUGGGCAAAUCCUCGGAACUUUAACUUUGACAACGUGGGAAAUGCCAUGCUGGCAUUGUUCGAAGUUCUGUCCUUGAAAGGCUGGGUAGAAGUGAGGGAUGUCAUUAUUCAUCGUGUGGGACCGAUCCAUGGAAUCUAUAUUCACGUUUUUGUAUUCCUGGGUUGCAUGAUUGGACUGACACUUUUUGUUGGUGUAGUUAUUGCUAACUUCAAUGAAAACAAGGGGACGGCUUUGCUGACAGUAGAUCAGAGAAGAUGGGAAGAUCUCAAGAGCAGACUGAAGAUCGCACAACCUCUUCAUCUCCCACCUCGGCCCGAUAAUGAUGGUUUCCGAGCUAAAAUGUAUGACAUAACCCAGCAUCCAUUUUUUAAGAGGACAAUCGCGUUGCUGGUUCUGGCCCAGUCUGUGUUGCUAUCGGUCAAGUGGGACGUCGAGGAUCCUGUGACCGUUCCUUUGGCAACAAUGUCAGUUGUCUUCACCUUCAUCUUUGUGUUAGAGGUUACCAUGAAGAUCAUAGCAAUGUCACCAGCUGGGUUCUGGCAGAGCAGGAGAAACAGAUAUGAUCUGUUGGUGACAUCUCUUGGUGUCGUGUGGGUGGUGCUUCACUUUGCUCUGCUGAAUGCAUACACCUACAUGAUGGGAGCCUGUGUGAUUGUCUUUAGAUUUUUCUCCAUCUGUGGAAAGCAUGUGACAUUAAAGAUGCUCCUUCUGACCGUGGUUGUCAGCAUGUACAAGAGCUUCUUUAUCAUCGUAGGGAUGUUCCUCUUGCUACUGUGCUAUGCCUUUGCUGGGGUUGUUCUUUUUGGUACCGUGAAAUAUGGAGAGAACAUUAACAGGCAUGCCAAUUUUUCUUCAGCUGGGAAAGCCAUUACUGUAUUGUUCCGAAUCGUCACAGGGGAAGACUGGAACAAGAUUAUGCAUGAUUGUAUGGUUCAGCCUCCGUUUUGUACUCCAGAUGAAUUUACAUACUGGGCCACAGACUGUGGCAAUUACGCAGGGGCACUGAUGUACUUCUGCUCAUUCUAUGUCAUCAUCGCCUACAUCAUGCUGAAUCUGCUUGUAGCCAUAAUUGUAGAGAAUUUCUCCUUAUUUUAUUCCACUGAAGAGGAUCAGCUUUUAAGUUACAAUGACCUUCGCCAUUUUCAAAUCAUAUGGAACAUGGUGGAUGAUAAGAGAGAGGGUGUAAUCCCCACCUUCCGAGUGAAGUUCCUGUUACGGCUGCUACGUGGAAGGCUGGAAGUGGACCUUGACAAAGACAAGCUCUUGUUUAAGCACAUGUGUUAUGAGAUGGAGAGGCUACACAAUGGUGGUGAUGUCACCUUCCACGAUGUCUUGAGCAUGCUCUCCUACCGUUCUGUGGACAUCAGGAAGAGCCUGCAGCUGGAGGAGCUGCUGGCAAGGGAACAGCUGGAGUACACCAUCGAGGAGGAGGUGGCUAAGCAGACCAUUCGCAUGUGGCUGAAGAAGUGCUUGAAACGCAUCAGGGCUAAACAGCAGCAGUCAUGCAGCAUCAUCCACAGCCUGAGGGAGAGCCAGCAGCAGGAGCUGAGCCGCUUUCUAAAUCCUCCCAGUAUCGAGACCACCCAGCCAAGUGAGGACACUAACGCCAAUAGCCAGGACCAGAAUACGCAACCUGAGACAAGCAGUCAGCAGCAACUCUUGAGCCCUACUCUAUCAGACAGAGGAGGCAGUCGACAGGAUGCAGCAGAUCCUGGGAAACCCCAAAGGAAGUUUGGACAAUGGCGUCUGCCCUCAGCUCCCAAACCAAUAAGCCAUUCGGUGUCUUCGGUUAACCUACGGUUUGGAGGAAGGACAGCCAUGAAGUCUGUGGUGUGCAAGAUGAACCCCAUGCCAGACACAGCUUCCUGUGGCUCCGAGGUUAAGAAGUGGUGGACCAGACAGCUGACUGUGGAGAGUGACGAGAGCGGAGAUGACCUCCUGGAUAUUUAGCCGGCGACCAAGACAAAGGAAAUCACAGGGUGAACACUGUUGUCUCGUACUUUCCUUCAUCAUUCAAAAAGCAAUCUGUAAUCGCUACAAAUUGAAUUUCACCUCGGUAGGGGAUCUUCUAAAUCGAUUUGUGUCCAUUUGUAGUGAUGGUCUAUCCAAGCAGUGUGGGCUGUGGAUUACUGUCAUGUAUUAUAGAUAAUUUGGGGCUGGGGAUAUAGGUCAGUGAAAGAUCACUUGCCCGACAUGUGCAAAGCCCUGUGUUUGAAUCACAGGAACACAAGAAAAAAAAUGUGUAUAUAAUGGCAAUGUUGUGAAUAUUAGAAACUGCAUCAGUAGCAGACAUAUCACAAACAUUCAUGUAUUCUUUCUGUGUAAGCUAAGGUGUAUUCCUAUGCACUCUUGUAUGUUAUAACUACUCCUCCCAAAGAGACCCACAGUCAUAGCACAGUGUUACAGUGUAGGUCACUUUUCCCCUCAUCUCCAAUAGAAAUGCUUCCCUUGGGAGAAAUUAUUUAUGGUUGAUCUGAAAAUGUCAGCACUGAGCUCAUGCUAAAAUGAUAGCAGCUUCAAAACCACAGAUUCAGAAUUUUAAAAGCAUAUUCUUUUUCUCAUGUUAUUUUUAAAAAUGUGCAUGAGCUGUUCAUAGAUAAGAGCAAUUUGAUUUCUGUCUCUGAGUACUCUAAUGAAAAUGUUGCCUGCUUCCAAGAAAGUUGUGUGUACAGGUCCCAGGUAAAGGAAUUGGCUCCAGAUGAUAAUUGGUGUAAAACAAACCAGUCGGCAGACAUGAGGGACAUGAGGAGAAAAAAAAAUACUCUGAAAUCUUGAAAAAUCCUUUGAAUAACUGAGUUUAGAAAACAGAAUGAAAGUGUUAGACUCAACUUAGUUAAAAGGUUUGCACUUGAGAGGUUAUGAACUUUAUGGCUUAUUCUUGUUGUGUACAUUUUGUUAUGAAUCGACAGGGACAUUAUGGGUUGGCUCUAAUACACAGUUGCAAUGCUAGAUUCAAAAUAAUUUCCCUGCUACCAGAAUUGCGUAUGGAAAAAAUAGAAAAGUGAAAUAAAACCCAAAAUGUCACUCUGAACCCAGUUUGGGAGUACCACAACUUAGUUGUGUUUUUCCCACACAUCAGUGGUUCAUGCCCUCAGGAGAAAUUAGAAACACAAAAUGAUUUGGAAGCACUAGUGGAUCCUAGGAUGGGAAGGGCCCUGAGUUGUCACUGUCAAUUUCAGAUUUGAUAUCCAGAUUAUUUUAAAAGGUUGAGUAUGGAAAAAAUUCUCUGGGUUGCUUUUAUGAUAUCCCUUUCUCCAUUUACCAUUCUUCAAAUAGCCAAACAUCAUGUUUUUUCUAUAUAAAUGAGUUGACAUUAUAUGAUCAUCUACCACUUAUAUGGUUACCUGUGCCUCUUAGAUAAUAGGCAAUUCAAGUUUGUGCAGCUGGGGAGGGGAAUUUUUAUUUGGUUUUAUGUUCAUUUGAAAUUUGAGUUUUGUACAUAAAAACAAAAUAAAUAUUGGCCUU